AUGUGGUCCGGGUUUGAUAAGGGCAGUGGGAAGCUGGAUGCAGCCAGCAAUAGUCAACAAGAAACACUGGCCGACAUCGAGCACAUUUCGACGAUUGCCGGUUCGCUCGGAAGCAUCGGGACAAUCUCGCAGUCCGGCGACGGAGAACCGGUUUAUGAAACAGACCACACCGAUCUCAACUCCGAGUACGACGAGGUGGAGCUUCGCCGCGAGCUUAUGAGAGAUAAAUGGCGCCAAUUGUUCGAUGCGUUCGAUCCAGAAGGAUUUGGCGAAAUUCCCGUGGACGAGUUUGUUGUAGCUCUCAAAUCACCAGAGUUUCUUUCCAAUGUACCACCUAACAAGCGUGACAUAUUGUACGAUCGGGUGCUAAAAGCAAAGACCUCUAAUGUGGAGUCCAUCUCCUUUCAAGACUUUGUAAACGUGAUGAGCGGCAAGCGUUCGCGUAGCUUCAAAUGUGCAGUGCAUCAUCGCGAUCGAGAGGUUUGUUCUGAGAACGAUUUUCAUCUGUUAUUUGAAAAUCCACCAUUAUUCCGCAGGAUGGUGCACGUAAUUGCAAUGGAAGUGCUCCCCGAGGAGCGGGAUCGGAAGUAUUAUGCAGACAAUUACUCAUGCUGUCCACCUCCGUUAUUUGUGAUAUUAGUUACAAUUGUUGAGCUCGGAUUCUUUGUCUACCACUCAUUGACGCUUGGCCCAGCGGAUCCGGCCGGACCGGUUCCGAUCGAUUCGAUGUUCAUCUAUCGACCAGACAAGCGACAGGAGGUAUGGCGAUUCCUGUUUUAUAUGGUCCUUCAUGCAGGAUGGUUCCAUCUAGGGUUUAAUCUUAUUAUACAACUGCUUGUUGGGUUACCAUUAGAGAUGGUACACGGAUCAGCAAGAAUAGGUUGUGUAUAUCUAGCAGGAGUCCUGGCAGGAUCGUUAGGUACCAGUGUGUUCGACCCAGAGGUGUAUCUUGUAGGUGCCAGCGGGGGUGUAUAUGCUCUUCUUGCAGCGCAUCUAGCAAAUGUCAUGUUGAACUACCGCAACAUGCAAUAUGGUGUUCUCCGAUUACUAGCGAUAUUUCUUUUCGCAUCCUGUGACGUUGGAUUUGCGAUAUACUCCCGGUAUGCGGUGGAACCAGCCAGCGGGGCGCCAUCAGUUUCGUACGUGGCGCAUCUCACCGGAGCACUAGCAGGACUUACUAUCGGCCUGCUGGUGUUGAAGAACUUUGAGCAAAAGUUGCACGAACAACUGCUCUGGUGGGUUGCACUCGGAGUGUAUGCGGCUUGCACGAUUUUCGCAAUCGUGUUCAACCUGCUCAACACCGUCACCGUUCAGAGGCUCGAGGAGGAAAGCGAGGAGGUAUUUAAGCAGCAACUAUUUACCAAUUUCGGUUUCUAA
Molecule: messenger RNA, 1377 nt
Organism: Anopheles nili
Lineage: Eukaryota; Metazoa; Arthropoda; Insecta; Diptera; Culicidae
Gene: stet
Product: protein rhomboid
Exons: 9
Coding region: 1-1377 (458 amino acids)
Cellular component (GO): membrane
Molecular function (GO): calcium ion binding; serine-type endopeptidase activity
Source: RefSeq, a predicted model, not a curated record